Messenger RNA from Canis lupus familiaris (dog), 7524 nucleotides. RefSeq names its product ubiquitin specific peptidase 13 (gene USP13). Gene Ontology annotation, biological process: protein deubiquitination. Gene Ontology annotation, molecular function: zinc ion binding; cysteine-type deubiquitinase activity; protein binding. NCBI's taxonomy places the organism in Eukaryota, Metazoa, Chordata, Mammalia, Carnivora, Canidae. The transcript is spliced from 21 exons. The record is from RefSeq and is a predicted model, not a curated record. Bases 124 to 2715 code for a protein of 863 amino acids.
CCCGUUCCCGCCCCGCGGCCCGCCCGCCCCGGCUCCCGCCGCCCGCUCCGCCCGCUCCGCCCGCUCCGCCCGCGGACCCAGCGCUGCGGCCCGACCCGGUGGGCUCGGGGGCGCGCCGCGGCCAUGCAGCGCCGGGGCGCCCUGUUCGGCGUGCCGGGCGGCAGCGGCGGCAGGAAGAUGGCUGCAGGGGACGUCGGCGAGCUGCUGGUGCCGCACAUGCCCACGAUCCGCGUGCCCCGCUCGGGGGACAGGGUGUACAAGAACGAGUGCGCCUUCUCCUACGACUCCCCGAAUUCUGAAGGUGGACUCUAUGUAUGCAUGAAUACAUUUUUGGCCUUUGGAAGGGAACAUGUUGAAAGACAUUUUCGAAAAACUGGACAGAGUGUAUACAUGCACCUGAAGAGACAUGUGCGAGAGAAGGUAAGAGGGGCAUCUGGUGGAGCUUUGCCAAAAAGGAGGAAUUCCAAGAUUUUUUUAGAUCUAGAUACUGAUGACGAUUUAAAUAGCGACGAUUAUGAAUAUGAAGACGAAGCCAAACUUGUUAUAUUCCCAGACCACUAUGAAAUAGCACUACCAAAUAUUGAGGAGUUACCAGCCCUGGUAACAAUUGCUUGUGAUGCGGUUCUCAGUUCAAAAUCUCCAUAUAGAAAGCAGGACCCAGACACAUGGGAAAAUGAAUUGCCAGUAUCCAAAUACGCCAAUAACCUUACCCAAUUGGACAACGGAGUCAGGAUUCCUCCAAGUGGUUGGAAGUGUGCCAGGUGUGACCUGCGGGAAAACCUCUGGUUGAAUCUGACCGAUGGCUCUGUGCUGUGCGGGAAAUGGUUCUUUGACAGCUCUGGAGGCAACGGCCACGCACUGGAGCAUUACAGAGACAUGGGCUACCCUCUAGCUGUGAAACUGGGAACCAUCACUCCUGAUGGGGCAGAUGUUUAUUCUUUUCAAGAAGAGGAACCCGUUUUGGAUCCUCAUUUGGCCAAGCACUUAGCGCAUUUUGGAAUUGAUAUGCUUCAUAUGCAUGGGACAGAGAACGGGCUUCGGGACAAUGACAUGAAGCCGCGGGUCAGCGAGUGGGAAGUGAUCCAGGAGACGGGGACGAAGCUGAAGCCCAUGUAUGGCCCCGGAUACACGGGUCUCAAAAAUCUGGGCAACAGCUGCUACCUGAGUUCUGUCAUGCAGGCCAUCUUCAGCAUCCCAGAGUUCCAGAGAGCGUACGUAGGGAAUCUUCCAAGAAUAUUUGACUACUCUCCUUUAGAUCCAACACAGGACUUCAACACACAGAUGACUAAGUUAGGACAUGGCCUUCUCUCAGGCCAGUAUUCAAAACCUCCAGUGAAAUCUGAACUCAUUGAACAGGUGAUGAAGGAGGAACAUAAGCCUCAGCAAAAUGGGAUCUCUCCACGCAUGUUCAAGGCCUUUGUAAGCAAGAGCCACCCCGAAUUCUCCUCUAAUAGACAGCAGGACGCCCAGGAAUUUUUCUUGCACCUGGUGAAUCUAGUAGAGAGGAACCGCAUUGGCUCUGAAAACCCAAGUGAUGUUUUUCGGUUUUUGGUGGAAGAACGUAUCCAGUGCUGUCAGACUCGAAAAGUCCGCUACACGGAGAGAGUGGAUUACCUGAUGCAGUUACCUGUGGCCAUGGAGGCAGCAACCAACAAGGAUGAACUGAUUGCCUAUGAAUUGACGAGAAGGGAAGCAGAAGCAAACAGAAGACCCCUUCCCGAGUUGGUUCGUGCCAAGAUACCGUUUAGUGCCUGCCUUCAGGCCUUUUCUGAACCAGAAAAUGUAGAUGACUUCUGGAGUAGCGCCCUACAAGCAAAAUCUGCGGGUGUGAAAACGUCCCGCUUUGCCUCAUUCCCUGAAUACUUGGUAGUGCAGAUAAAGAAGUUCACUUUUGGUCUUGACUGGGUUCCCAAGAAAUUUGAUGUUUCUAUUGAUAUGCCAGACCUACUUGAUAUCAAUCAUCUCCGAGCCAGGGGGUUACAGCCAGGAGAGGAGGAACUUCCGGACAUCAGCCCCCCUAUAGUCAUUCCUGAUGACUCGAAAGAUCGUCUGAUGAACCAACUGAUAGACCCCUCAGAUAUUGAUGAGUCAUCAGUGAUGCAGCUGGCUGAGAUGGGUUUCCCUCUAGAAGCAUGUCGGAAGGCUGUGUACUUUACUGGAAACAUGGGAGCUGAAGUGGCCUUCAACUGGAUCAUUGUUCACAUGGAAGAGCCAGAUUUUGCCGAACCACUGACCAUGCCUGGUUAUGGAGGAGCAGCUUCUGCUGGAGCCUCUGUUUUUGGUGCUACUGGAUUGGAUAAUCAACCUCCGGAGGAAAUUGUAGCUAUUAUUACCUCCAUGGGAUUCCAUCGAAAUCAGGCUAUUCAGGCGCUACGAGCCACGAAUAAUAACCUGGAAAGAGCACUGGAUUGGAUCUUUAGUCACCCUGAGUUUGAGGAGGACAGUGACUUUGUGAUCGAGAUGGAGAAUAACGCCAAUGCAAACAUUAUUUCUGAGGCCAAGCCUGAAGGACCUAGAGUCAAGGAUGGAUCUGGAAUGUAUGAAUUAUUUGCGUUCAUCAGUCACAUGGGAACAUCUACAAUGAGUGGCCAUUACGUUUGUCAUAUUAAAAAGGAAGGAAGGUGGGUGAUCUACAAUGACCAUAGAGUGUGUGCCUCAGAAAGGCCCCCCAAGGACCUGGGCUACAUGUACUUUUACCACAGGGUGCCACGCUGAGCCUCAGAUGUGCCAGUCGGCGAGAGGAAGCCACACGCCUUUUUAAUUUGCCAAAAAAAAAAAAAAAAAAAAAAAAAAAAAAGCAGAAGUUGGGACAGCCAGACAUGAAGGAAUACAUGGGGUAUUUAUAGUUUAUUUAAAGAACAUCAUUUGACGCCUUCUGAAAUAGAACUGGGAAGAAAUUUCUAUUAGUGAUGAUACACUACUGUAGAUAGUUUUUCUUUUUAUAAAUGUUCAAGGAGAGGAUGAUUAAAAAAAUAUUUAUAUUGCUGGUGGGGGAUCUGCCACUGUCACACCAAAAAUGAGAAUGUGCCACCAGCCCUCUAUUAUGCUUUGAGGGGCCAGUGGUGUGGCCUCACCCCACACCCAAUAAACCAACAGCCCAGUUUUGUUUCAUAUCGAAAAUCAGUAAUGGGAUGGGCUUUGUGACAUAAUUUUUUCAUUACACACAAUUUCUGACCUAUCCAUGUAUAGAAGAUUAGAGCAUCUGCAAUGAAAGGUAUUUUUAAUUUAAUCAUAUUGAAAUUCAUAAUGUGAUUGUGUGAAUGUGUGAGGGUGAGACCGUUAUCGUCAACCAGGAAAUCUGCAACGGGCUGGUUUUUAAAGGUUAAAGUAGUUGGUAUUAAACAUAGCUGGGAAAAGCAAGUAACUAUUUUAAAGAAACUAUAACUCAGGAACAGUUUUAAAAAUUGGUUCCCCACUUAGAUUUUCAGGCAUGAAAAGGGCUGAGUCGUCCCCAUAAGUGCUAUCAAGAAUUCACCCGGGUUUAUGACAUUUUGCGGUGUAACGCCAGAUAUCCACGGCAGCACAAUAUUGUUCUUGGCCAAACAAAGGUAGACGAAUUCUGUUUCUCAGCAGCCUUUCCCGCCAAGGCAUAGUGUGUAUUUUUAGUUCAAAUAGCUAAUUUUACCAUAACAUAUAACAACUCCCUGGAGUCACACUAAGUGCCCCAAAUUUGUCUGUAAGUUUCUUGUCCCUGCAGUCUUUGCCUGACUCCAUUUCUACAUUUUCCUGGGGCUGAAGUCUCCUCUCUGGCCUUUCUUGGCUAAUCACAUCCUGACUUGCCUUCGCUGCUUAUUUGCUGUGACGAGCGGUGUGAUCUUGGGCACCCAAAGGGCUUCGGGUGCAAAGAAACUUUUUAUGACGUUAUGAAAGAACCAUCAUUUCCAUUUUGGUAUUUCUGUCUUUUUGCAACCUGGGAUCAGAUCAGAGUUUCGAACGAGGUGAAACAGUGCAACAAGAGUGGUUUAUAAUCUUCAUGCAGCUCUGUACUGAAUGCCAAGGUCUCUGGCGUUUCUAUUUCAGAUUGUCCAAUCAAAUGAAGAAGAAUCUAUUGCAAUUUGCUUAACAUGCCUUUGAUUGGUAGGAAGGAUCUUUCUAGAAACUGUAGGAAAAUAAAGUAGAACCAGCUGGGUAAAAUACCACAUGGACGGUGGAUUACGACAUGGUGAGUUGUGAAUAGUCAGGAUUCUGGUUAUGGUCAGGGCUUCUCUCAUGGGAGUUCAGCUACACCGUGUGUGUGAGGGACACUGAGCCCCGAGGCCCAGCGCCCAGAGACUUGGGUGCUGUCCUUUGCUGGCCAGGUCCCUCAUCCUCCCUGUGCCUCACUUUCCUUAUCUGCACAAUGACACCUACUCUCUCCUGCCAGCUGUGCUUUGAGGAUAUGGUGAGAUUUCAUACAAUGACCCUUGAAAAGAGUAGCAGGUGGGGUGCCAUGUGGGUCCUAGUAGAGAGUGUGCUCCCUCUUCUCGUCUGAUGUUUUUCUUCAGUUUGGGAACAAAUGCAGUUGGUAUGGGGGGAGCUCAUGAUGCAGUAAUUCCCUCUCGACUUGGUUGUGCCCACCAGUGUCAUCUUUUAUUGGUGAUUCCAAUAUCCUCAAGCAGCCCCACACCAUCACAUGCACCCUGACUCCUAUAGAAAUCCCCACGCUAAGCAGCCUUACAAAAUCCAGUCUCCUUAGGGCUGAGUGUCAUGGAAUCAUGACUCCAAAUACACAUCAAAAAUGACUUGUUUUCCACGCUAUUACAAAGCAAAGGCCUUCUUCCAGGGUGGGGGUGGGGGGGUUACUGGGGCUUUGGAUGGAAAUGUGGACAAAGAUAGCGUGUGUAUUUUGAACAAAAUAAAAAUUUUGUAAUAAAACUUUGCAAAAUGGUGUAAAAUCAGUGUAAGAUUAUAGGCUAUACAGUACUUACUUUCGUUAAGUAGAAAAAUAAACCUAGCCCUUUCGAUGCCUAAACAUAUUGUUAGAAAGUACACUAUGGCUGCCUUUUUUUCCUGCCUCACAAAACAAAGGGCUAUUUCUACAAGGCAAAGUUUUAUAUAUGUGCUACUCUUUAUUUCAGAUUGAGAGUUGGGGAAAAACUGGAGCAAAUAAUGGGUUUCUUUCUUGCUUAAAAGUGUAUUUAUAUGUAUACCUUAAUAUAUACAAGGCAGGUUUCCCUGGAAUAAAAGUCUGGAACAUACUGCUUCAUUUUACACACAUAUAUUGACGAGAUUACUUGUGACUGAAAACUGGAAUAAUGUAUGGAUUUUGUCAACAAAAUCAGCCUGUUAGGAGUCCUCUGUGUGAGGCGUGGUGGUAUAAUUGUGAAAUUCUCAUUGUGUGUGGGUGUACGUGUGAAAGAGUGCACUUUUUUUUUCCUGUAAAUAUCUUUUGAUAUCCAUUUGUGUAAAAUCCCAAUGAAAUGUCUUUGGAAAAUGUAUCAAAGUUUUUAUUUUGUCAAUGGAUCUAAAUGCCCAUAUUACUAAUCAGAAAUCCAGUUUGGUUCAGAUUGGGAAUUUUUUUUAAGGGAAAAAAGCAUGCAAGGAGGACUGUGGGAAGAAUCAUAUUUUAAUGCCAUUUUACAUCAGUGUUGCUUCAAUAUUUGAAUUGACUUGGCUGUUUUCUUUCAACUAUAAGAGAAUGUGCCUGCCAUUCCCCAUGCUCUCUUUGGGCUACAAGAAGCCUACCACAAGUAGCUUGAGCCUGUGACUCCCAACAUCAUUUAUUCCCAUGACCUGAAUUGGCUGGAGCCUCACUCACAGUGCCGACAGAGUGCAUCCCGGUUUGUGGUCUGACUCCACCCCCAGGCCACGGGCCCUUAACCUCUCUGGGCCUUUUUCCUUACAAUGAGUGUGUUAGGCUGGAUAAGCUCAGAAGUCCCUUCCUGCCCUGACAUUUGAUUCUAUUUUAUUUUCCUGUGUUUACUACUGGGGCCAGACAUAUGGGAUGUGAGGGAUCCCAGAGAGGUUAGUUGUAAUGUGUUGGUUUGUUGCAGCUCAUACACCCCAGUUUAUAAGCUGCAUCAUUUUUAGUGUCCCCACCUCAACCUCUCUGCCCACUUUCUUUGGUAAUUUUACUACUCCCUUUUCUCCCCCUCCAUUCUUGAAACUCUCUACUUCUCAGUCCAUGGAGAUACCUUGUUUCCAUCUUUAAAAAUGAAAAAUCUAUCUGAAACACCUGAGAUGAAAAACCUCAGAACCACUUUCCACUAAAUCUGUAACAUGUGCAGAGUAUUUUCGUGCUCUAAUUCAGUUAAUUCGUAAUCUAAAUCAGUGCUGCGAAAGUUGUCUAUCAUAGAAAGGAUGUCUUUUCCUCUUGUAGGCAUCACUGUUGCUAAAUCACAUCAUCUACAUAGUCUUGGGGAGGUAGCAGGUGACUAGGAGGAUGAGGGAAUAGGAUUGAAUGAAGUGUGAUUCCACCGUUUACCUAGGUCAGAAAUCCUAGGUUACAGAACAAGAUUCUCUAUUCUUAAGUUGGUGUAUAAGGUCACCUACCUGGUGCUAUGAAGAUUCCCUUCUCUGUAAAUCAUCUUGAAAGAGUUUGUAUUAAAAUUCUCUAGCUUUGUGCUAUUUAGUGCAGCUGUCAAUAGCCACAUGUGGCUAGUGACCUCUUGAAAUUUGGCUUGUCCAAAUCGAGAUUGUGCUGUUCACAUAAAAUACACACCAGCUUUUGAAGACUUGGUACCAAAAAAAGGGGAAUGUAAAAUAUUUGAUCAAUAUUUUAUUUUAUAGUGAUUACCAUGCUGAAAUGAUGUUUUAGAUGAAUAAGGUAUUAUUAAAAUUUCACUUCUUUUUAUCUUUUUUUAAUAUGUCCACCAAAAAAUUAUUUUUAUUUUUUUAAUUUAUUUUUUCCACCAAAAAAUUUAACAGUAGACCUAUGGCUUGCAUUGAACUCAUAUUGGACAGUGCUGCUCUGGAUUCUAGACGGCUUGGCAUAGGCAGUGAGGUGCCACAUGUGGAAGGUGAUUCUUCCAAACAUCCAGGUAGACAGAAGCAGCACACAUAUUUUCACUGGAGUUAGGAGCACUAUGAGGCACAGAAUGCCCAGAAGGCAGAAGAUUUUUCUGUGUAAAAACCAAUAUGUAUAAGACUCCAAGUAAAAAAACAAAAGCAAACGAGCCCCAAACCUUGUUCCUUCGGCUUUGCUUAGAAGCUGCUAACUUUGCACUUAUUUUUCAAGCAUCUUCCACGUGCCAAGGAUGUUGGCUACGUGAGGGUGCUGGGCAUAUUUGCUUCCCUUUAGGCAACAUUCUCUUGUGGUCUCCCCUCCCCAGGUAUUGUUUGGUCUGUUUGGAGCUGGGUGUGUUGACAUACGGUGUAGAUCUUGCCGCUCCUCCUGGCCUUGGCAGAGCCUGUCGCCUGCGCCCACCUACCCAGCAGGUUUUGAUGUUGGCUCCUGAAAGAGUUUGUAUUUAUUUUAUUUUGCACUAGUCACAGUUGUUGUGAAAAUAUCUCAACUGUUUUGGGAGAGAUUGCCUGUGAUGGAAAGAGAGAUGGAUGAUUUAUUUAUUGCUUCAGUUGUUUUAAAAUUAAAAGCUAUUCUCACAA